GUGUCAAUCUUUCCGACACCCAAGCUUUAAGCUCGACGUGUCAAUUUCCGAGUAGUAGCUAUCCCAAGUAUAUUUAUAUCCUGGUACCAUACCCAUUCUUUUCCAAAAACACAAAAUGUCCUCUCCAUCAGGAUCCUCCCACGCCGGCAAGCGAAAACGUCCAACAACCGCGAACUCGACCAGGAUGGACGACAAUCCAUUAUUACAACCAUCCUCACGAGAUGCUUCCGGAGAGGAAGGUGAUACCACAGCACCUGAGUCCGGAAGGCUGUCACACCGUAAAUCCGACUCUACCGCAAAUUCCAAUCCAGCCAAGCGCCAACGAGCCAAUUCGAAUCAUACCUCAGCUUUCGAGACUACUAUAGAUCCUGGCGAGCCUAGCGACACUACCGAGGCUAGCAUUGAUAUUGCGGAUCGUGUCACGAGAAAGAGUAGGAAACCUACCGGUUCUAGGGAUGUGACGAUUCAGGACGAUGAAGAGAGGAUGAAGCAAGAAGCAAUGCCACCGCCACCAACUGGCCGCCUCAUACAUCCUGUUGGAUACACAACAAAUUCCCCUCCUACUGGACGAACAAUUAGAGUCUAUGCGGAUGGCGUCUUUGACUUAUUCCAUCUAGGUCAUAUGCGCCAACUUGAACAAGCAAAGAAAGCAUUUGAUGAUGUAUACUUAAUAGUUGGCGUGACUGGCGACGAGGAGACUCACAAGCGUAAAGGUCUCACAGUACUUUCCGGUGCAGAGCGUGCUGAGACAGUCAGGCAUUGCAAAUGGGUUGACGAAGUUGUUGAAAACUGUCCUUGGAUCGUAACACCCGAGUUUCUCGAGAAACACCAGAUUGAUUAUGUCGCCCACGACGAUAUUCCCUACGGUGCCGCAGAGGGUGAUGAUAUCUAUGCGCCCAUUAAAAAGGCCGGCAAGUUUUUGGUAACACAGCGAACUGAAGGAGUGAGCACAACGGGCAUCAUCACAAAGAUUGUCCGUGACUAUGAGAAAUACAUUGCGCGCCAACUUAAACGAGGAACAUCACGGCAGGAACUUAAUGUUAGUUGGCUCAAGAAGAACGAACUCGAUCUUAAGCGCCACGUUCAAGAUCUGCGCGAUAAUAUCAGGUCAAACUGGACUACGACUGGUCAGGAGCUUAGUCGUGAACUCCGCCAAUAUUGGCCUGCAAGCCGACCGCAGAGUCCCUCCCCAGCGAGCCGCUUCUCCAUGCCAUCCACCCCGGGCGCAAAUGGUGACACUAGUUUGCGAGAAACUGCUACAAUGGCCGCUGCUGCCAAAUCACCUACUACACCGGGCGAGAGGGCCCCGGCCCCUAAUGAUUUCAUCACUGGGUAUACUCUUGGGUUAAUCGGUGGCGUCAGAUCGUGGAUGACCAAGAACCGACGUAAUCUUCGAGACAGUCGACCUCCGAGUGAUGACGACUCAGAAAGUGACGACAAGGGCAACGACCGUGGACGUCCAGUCGCGUCGGCAAGUUAGUUGCUCAGACCGCUGAGUCGCCUCCAUGUUAAUGGACAUAUUAAUGUAGAAGGUACCAGGCCAUACGAUGGAGAUAGUC
Molecule: messenger RNA, 1559 nt
Organism: Hypoxylon trugodes
Lineage: Eukaryota; Fungi; Ascomycota; Sordariomycetes; Xylariales; Hypoxylaceae
Product: choline-phosphate cytidylyltransferase
Exons: 4
Coding region: 116-1480 (454 amino acids)
Biological process (GO): CDP-choline pathway
Cellular component (GO): nuclear envelope
Molecular function (GO): choline-phosphate cytidylyltransferase activity; phosphatidylcholine binding
Source: RefSeq, a predicted model, not a curated record